Molecule: messenger RNA, 252 nt
Organism: Saprolegnia parasitica CBS 223.65
Lineage: Eukaryota; Oomycota; Saprolegniomycetes; Saprolegniales; Saprolegniaceae
Exons: 1
Biological process (GO): positive regulation of TOR signaling; cellular response to amino acid stimulus
Cellular component (GO): Ragulator complex
Molecular function (GO): guanyl-nucleotide exchange factor activity; molecular adaptor activity
Source: RefSeq, a predicted model, not a curated record
GUCGUCGGCGCGAUCGCGGCCAACGUAUGGGCCGAGUACGAGCACUCGGCCAAGGAAAUCUUCCCGACCGAGGACCUCCGCGUGCUCUUCCUCGAGUUCCAGAAGGACAAGUGCUUGGCGGUCACGUCGGCCAGCGCCGGGUACCUCCUCUGUGCCUACUCGGACGGUAAGGCGCCCAUGGGCCUCCUCAAGAAGAAGCUCGAGACGCUGCAGCCGUACCUGAAAGAAGCCUUGGAGAAGAUCCAAGUCUAA